Molecule: messenger RNA, 7833 nt
Organism: Penicillium malachiteum
Lineage: Eukaryota; Fungi; Ascomycota; Eurotiomycetes; Eurotiales; Aspergillaceae
Product: type I polyketide synthase
Exons: 16
Coding region: 1-7833 (2610 amino acids)
Biological process (GO): secondary metabolite biosynthetic process; fatty acid biosynthetic process
Molecular function (GO): oxidoreductase activity; fatty acid synthase activity; phosphopantetheine binding
Source: RefSeq, a predicted model, not a curated record
AUGGAACAUAUCCAAGAAUCAGAUAGCUCCAUGCCCAUUGCCAUCGUUGGCAUUGGAGGCAGGUUCCCGGGCGAAGCUACCAACCCCAGCCGACUGUGGGAUAUGGUCUCCAAUGGUCGAAGUGCUUUGACUGAAGUUCCUAAGGACCGCUUUAACAUUGAUGCAUUCUAUCAUCCCCAUGCAGAGCGCCAGGGAACGAUGAAUGUGAGAGGAGGGCACUUUCUCAAGGAUGAUGUUGCCCUAUUUGACGCCCCGUUUUUCUCAAUCACAGCCAAGGAGGCACAUGCUAUGGACCCACAACAGAGGCUUGCUCUUGAGGUAGCAUAUGAGGCUCUUGAGAAUGGUGGAAUGCGAAUGGAAGAUGUUCUCGGAUCCUCCAUGGCUUGUUACAUGGCUUCUUUUACCCGAGAUUAUGCUACACUCCGUGGACAUGAUGCGGAAGAUAUCCCGAUGUACGAAGGCACUGGAAACGGCUCCGCCAUGAUUUCCAACAGGAUAUCCUGGUUUUUUGACCUCAAAGGCCCCAGUUUGAGCUUAGACACUGCUUGCUCCUCCUCUUUAGUGGCACUGCAUCUGGCGUGUCAAAGCAUCCGAACUGGUGAAACAAAAUGCGCCAUGGUCGGAGGCACAAAUUUGAUUCUGAUGCCUGAGAUGCAAACGGCUAUGACAUCCUUACAUUUUCUGAGCCCAGAUAGCAAGUCUCAGUCUUUCGAUCACAAGGCCAAUGGAUACGCCCGAGGCGAAGGAGCCGCGGUUGUUCUUGUGAAGCCUCUUGCCGAUGCUAUCAAGGACGGGAACACUAUCCGAGCUGUGAUCAGAGGCACUGGUGUGAAUCAAGAUGGAAAAACACCAGGAAUCACCCUGCCCUCCGCCCAGGCACAAGAGGACCUCAUCAGAUCCACAUACGCAGCGGCCGGUCUGUCUUUUGACCAAACCGGAUAUUUUGAGGCACACGGAACAGGUACACCAUCUGGUGAUCCACUCGAAUGUGCGGCAAUUGGGGCCACUAUUGGGGCCAGUCGUUCCAAAGAUAGCCCGCUUCUUGUUGGAUCUAUCAAAACAAACAUUGGGCACAUGGAGGGUGCCAGUGGUCUGGCUGGUCUCAUUAAGGCUGUAUAUGUCCUAGAGAAGGGACUUAUUCCUCCCAACUUGUGGUUUGAGAAAGCCAAUCAUCGAAUUCCACUGGUUAAAUGGGGUCUAGAGGUUCCCACAGAGCUUCAGCCAUGGCCCACAACAGGUUUGCGCCGAGCAAGCGUCAAUUCAUUUGGAUAUGGUGGCACCAACGCGCACUGUGUACUAGACGACGCCUACCACUACCUGACAUCUCGUUCCCUGGACGGAUUCCAUGUUACGACUGAACUACCCGGCGUUGUAGAUAAAGGCGACAGCGCGAGCUUUGAUGGCCUGAGUGGUAGCGCGAGCACUGCCUCUUCCGUGAAAGAAAAUGAGCAAUUGACACCAGGAUCAGAGCAUGAGGGCUUCGAAUUAGAACUUUCACCUUCCGCGACAAUCCCUAAGUUACUAAUGUGGACAUCUCAUGAGCAGGCUGGAAUUGAUCGGACUGCAACACAAUUGCAGGAAUAUCUAUCCAAUCAAGAUGAAUUAAGCUCUACCCUUCUCACCAAUCUUGCCUACACCCUUUCCAUGGGUCGCAGUCGCUUCCCCUGGAAGGCCUACACGGUAGCGUCGACUGCAGCGGAACUUCCAUCAUCAUUGACCAGCACUUCUUACUCGAAGCCGCUGAGGUCCUCUCAACCUCCCGUAUUGUGCUUUGUAUUCACGGGUCAAGGUGCACAGUGGUUUCAGAUGGGUUCCGAGCUUCUAGCGUAUCGACGCUUUGAAGAAAGUAUCAUGGAUGCAACAAAAUAUUUGAAGGAACUUGGAAGCGAAUGGGAUCUCUUUGCUGAGCUCACCUCGCCAAAGGAGGGUUUCAGAUUGAACGAAUCUGCGGUCAGUCAGCCAGCCUGUACGGCGUUGCAAAUUGCGCUUGUUGAUCUACUACGGGAAUGGAAUAUCACACCCUCUGUAGUGGUUGGUCAUUCAAGUGGAGAAAUCGCGGCCGCAUACGCGAAAGGUGCUAUCUCACGUUCCCAAGCGUGGAGUAUCGCUUACCAUCGAGGCCGCCUGUCAAGCACUCUCACUCAGGAGGGAGCUAUGCUUGCUGUUGGCCUAGGAGAGGAUGAAGUGCUUCCCUUCAUUGCACAGGUACCACAGGGCAGCGGUGAAGCCGUCGUUGCCUGUAUCAACAGUCCCUCCAGCGUCACCUUGUCUGGGGACAUAACAGCGAUAGCCCAUAUUCAAGACCUCUUAGACGCCGAGAAAAUCUUCAAUAGGAGACUUGCCGUCAAGACAGCAUACCACUCUCCACACAUGAAAGACUUGGAAGAGGCUUACCUCGAGGCGCUUGCCGAUAUUCAUCCGGAGGGUCUUUCUAGCCAGCCAGUCGCCACGAUGUUCUCUUCCGUCACUGGUGGAAUUGUUGACAACGAAACUCUUGCGAACGCUGAUUAUUGGAAAUCCAACAUGGUCAAUCCAGUGAGAUUCAGUCAAGCUAUGCAAAAGGUGCUCGAGUUCAAUCUGAGCAAGCGGCGCACGGCCGGAAAAGCUCAGUUCGUGAAUGUUCUUGUGGAAAUAGGACCUCAUUCCGCACUUCAAGGCCCGCUUAAGCAGAUUUUGGAUGCGAACAGAGACACAUUGAAGCGAGAAGUCGCUUAUACGUCCGUACUAGUUCGGAAUAACAAUGCUGUUCGAACCUGUCUCGACGCGGUAGGAAAGCUAGCUCAGCGGAACUGUCCUGUUGAUCUUAUCAAAGUGAACCAGGAGAUGACAAAACCCGACGCGAAUGUUCAUAUGCUGAUAGAUCUGCCACCAUUUUCGUGGAAUCAUUCUACACGAUAUUGGUAUGAGUCGGCACUCUCAGCAGCUUUUCGACACCGUAAGUUGCCACGUUUCGAUCUUGUGGGAGUGCGCACCGAGCAUUCCACCGAUACUGAGCCUUGCUGGGCAAAUUACUUGCGAGUUUCAGAAGCACCAUGGAUUGAGCAUCACAAAGUCCAAGGCACAAUUUUGUAUCCUCUCUCAGGAAUGAUGGUCAUGGCGAUCGAGGCUGCGCGCCAAAUUGCGGACGAGUGUAAAGAAAUUGACGGAUUCCAGAUCCGGGACGUCUCUGUCGGAAAGGCAAUGGUGCUUGCGGCGGAUACUCCCACUGAGACUAAAAUUCAAUUUAGACCGCGAAGGUCUGGAACUCGAUUGCCUGAUGCCUCCUGGAAUGAGUUUACCAUCUCGUGCAGGAGUCGCCAGGGUGUCUGGACGCAGCACUGCACAGGUCUUAUCGCUGUCAAAUACGUAUCGGAGCAUAAUCGGAUUUUCCACAACGAAGAUGCAUCUCUGGCGCUUCAGCAUCGUGAAGAAUACAAGAGGCUAUACAACGCAGGCUUCAAACCUGAUGACCCACGUCAAGUCUACGCUGCCCUAGCCGAACUUGGUCUUCAGUGGGGACCGACUUUCACCGGGCUAGUUCACAUUAGCUCAGGUGAUUAUGAGGCGCACUGUGAGCUUGAGGUGCCUGAAACCAGAAAGUUCAUGCCAGAAGGCUUUGAGUACCCACAUGUUAUUCAUCCCGCGACGUUGGAUAACUUCAUCCAGAUGGUGAUUCCGGCUUGCACACUCGCUGGUGUUCAGCUAGAGAAGGCCAAGAUUCCAAGGUUCAUUGAGAGUCUCUACAUCUCGAACAAGAUCAGCUCCACGCCUGGCACCAGGUUUUAUGGUUAUUCCAAAUCUAAGCCUUACGGCUUCAAUGAGUCCGUGGGAACCAUUGUUGCAUCUGACGAGACUUGGGAGAAGCCACUGGUCAUGAUCGAGGGUUGCAGAAUCAUUUCUCUAGAGAAUAUGACGGAUGAUCUUUCCUCGAGCUCUGGUUCCAGCAAACAGUCGCUACGAAAGUUAGGCUCUCAUCCUGAAUGGGACCUUGACAUCGAGCAACUGGGUACGAACGAGGCUCAAAAGUUCCUGGCUCCAUACGGCGCAAUCAUCCCCGAUGUCGACAUCGAUAUGAUUCGCGAUUUGGAACUUGCUUCGUUCAUACUUUGCAAGCGGACCAUUCGUGAAUUCUCUGCAUUGGAUGCUGAAAGUUUCUCUCCUCAUCACCGACUCUUUUACGAGUACAUGAUGCAUAGGUAUCAACUUGGCCAGCAGGGCUUACUGGAUUGCCAAAGACCCGAAACGGACGGAUUUGAGUGGCUCAACACAACCGAAGAAUUUGAUGACGAUGUUCUUGAGCGAGUUUCUGAGGCAUCUAUUGAUGGUAAACUACUUUGUCACCAGGGCGCUCACUUUCCCGAGAUCUUGCGUGGAGAGCUGGAGCCUCUUCAGGUGUUGAUGCAGGACAACUUGCUGACACAGUACUAUCGUAAUGCGCUGGGUACCAACAAAUGGAACCCGAUCAUUGCCAAGUAUAUGCAGAUGAAGUCUCAUAAGAAGCCUUUGAGGAUCUUCGAAGUUGGUGCAGGCACAGGAGGAACAACUAGUGUGGUUUUGUCGGCACUCGGUCAGCGAGAAGAGGCAGGUUCCAGACUGGAACGAUACACCUUCACCGAUAUUAGUGGUGGGUUUUUCAGUGCAGCAGCCACUGACUUUGACGAGUGGGCUCCAUUUUUGGAGUACAAAAUCGUGGAUAUUGAGAAGGACCCUGUACAGCAAGGCGUCGCGACCGGCACUUAUGACAUUGUCAUUGCGAACAAUGUCCUGCACGCCACAAGAUCGAUCAGCGCCACUUUGGCUCAUUGUCGGGAAAUGUUGCGACCGGGCGGCGUCUUGCUACUCGGCGAGCUUACCACGUCCUUGGCCCGAGUGCCCAUGAUUUUCGGAACACUUUCUGGAUGGUGGAAUGGUGAGAAUGACGGCCGCAAAUGGGGCCCAAGACUUACUGAAACGCAAUGGGAUACGCAACUUCGCGAGCAUGACUUCAGUGGACUGGACCUGUGUUUCCGCGACCAUAGCACCGAUGAUUACUCCAUCUCACUUAUGAUGUCGACGGCAAGCCCUCAGCCGAUUGCCAAAAUUCGCGAUGAAAUUGCACUAGUAGUCCCUUGCAGCGCAAGUGCGUCAGUGGGCGCCGUCGCCUCCAAAAUAGCCGCUAGGCUGUCAUCGGAAGUGUCCAGUGUCAAAAUCAUUACACUUUGCAAGGCUUCGACUGCUGACCUCUCUAAUACAACAUCGAUCGCAAUCCUGGAGGCCGAGACUCCAUUCCUCCAAGACGUGGAUGCGACCAGUUUCGCAGAAGUGAAAUAUGUUUUGCUGACUUCCAAGAAGACACUCUGGAUCACACGUGGAGGCGCAAUGGACAGCUCACAGCCUGGAGCCAACCUCAUUGCUGGUCUCAGUCGAACAAUCCGAGCUGAAAUCCCAAGCUUCCAGCUCAUCACGCUUGAUCUUGAUCCUGAGUCCUCGAUUGAUGCCGAUGAAAAUGUAACAUCCAUCCAGCAAACGCUGCAUUCUACAGCUGAGGUGGAAUCCGUUGAUCGUCCGGACUGGGAAUAUGCUGUUCGUGAGGGGCGCAUCCAUUCUCUUCGAUUGACUCCAAACAAGACCUUGAACGCGAUUUUCGAAGCCAGCAAAACGGAUCAACCGGCAGAAUUGCUUCCAUUCCACCAACCCGGCCGGGCUCUUGCCCUCGCCAUAAAGACGCCAGGCAUGCUAGACACGUUCCAGUUUGUCGAUGACGAUGAGUACGUCAAGCCUCUUACCGACGGGGAGGUUGAAAUCGAAGUCAAGGCGGUCGGCAUGAACUUUCACGAUGUCAUGAUCUCGAUGGGCCAGAUUGCCGAUACAGACCUUGGUGUAGAGUGUAGUGGUAUAGUCACUCGCGUUGGGAAUGCUGUUACCAAGUACAGGCCCGGUGACAGGGUCAUUACAUUCCGACUCGGCUGUUUCAGGACAUUUUUGCGCAAUCCCGAAGAGAUGUUUGAGUUGGUACCAGACUCACUUUCUUUUGAAGAGGCAGCGUCGAUUCCUUGUGUCUAUUCCACCGUGUAUUACUCACUGUUCUAUGUCGCUCGAUUAGCCCGCGAUGAGACAGUAUUGAUACACGCUGCAGCAGGUGGUCUCGGUCAGGCCGCGAUUAUCUUGUCGCAGCAUAUUGGCGCAGAGAUCUUUGUCACGGUAUCUUCUGACACCAAGAAGCAAUUCUUGAUGGAGACAUACGGUAUCCCAGAAGACCACAUCUUUAACAGCAGAGAUUACAGCUUUGCUGCAGGCAUCAAGCGCAUGACCAAGCAGAAGGGAGUUGACGUUGUUCUCAACUCUUUGGCAGGAGAAGCGCUACGUCAGACAUGGCUCUGCGUCGCGCCUUUUGGACGAUUCAUCGAACUCGGCAAGAGAGACAUCGUCGGAAACACUGGCAUAGAUAUGAGUCCAUUCAUGGACAACAUCAUAUUUGCUGGAGUAAACAUGCUCUCAGUGUAUCGAGACAACAUUCCUCUGUUCAGUCGCAUCAUGAGCGAUGUGAUGAAUGCUUUAGAGCAAGGAAUCAUCCGGCCUGUGCAGCCUUUGAAAAUAAUGGAUUAUAGCCGAAUUGAGGAAGCGUUCCGAACCAUGCAAUCAGGAAAGCAUAUUGGCAAGAUGGUUCUCACAGCUGGUCCUGACAAUCUGGUGCCGAUUGUGCCAGCGAAGAUGAAAGCUUACUCAUUCACACAACCUGGAACUUAUUUGAUUCCUGGUGGCCUCGGAGGUCUCGGUCGCUCCAUCGCUUCCUGGAUGUCUAAGCAAGGCGCAAAACAUCUUGUCUUCACAAGUCGUUCGGGAGCGACAAAACCGGAAGCCAAAAGCCUGAUUGAUGAACUGCAAGGCCAAGGUGUAAACACACUCGCAUUUGCUUGUGACAUUAGUGAUGCUAAAGAGUUUCGAGAUGUUCUCGAUGCCGUGGAGGCCAAUGACUUCCCUCCAAUCAAGGGAGUGAUUAACUGUGCGAUGCAACUUCAGGACGUGUUGUUCGAGAAUAUGACCUUGGAAGACUUCAACGCAGCCAUCCGGCCUAAAGUUCUCACUACGAAGAACCUUCAUGAAAUGUGCCCGAAGGACAUGGAUUUUUUCGUAUGCCUUUCAUCGACUGGAGGCAUUGUUGGUUCUCGGGGACAAGGCAAUUACAAUGCUGGAAACACAUACCAGGAUGCGAUGGCUCAUCACCGCCGAGCUCAGGGAUAUCCGGCAACGAGCAUCAACCUGGGAGUUGUACUUGGAGUUGGUAUCACAGCCCAGCGUGGUGAGAUCCUGUCAUAUCUCAAAACAGGCGCGAUGAUCGGAAUCCACGAGCAAGAAGUCCUGGCCGUAAUCCAAGCCGCCAUAUCCGGACAGAUGCCAGCUCAAGUUGUCGUUGGACUUGCUACUGGAGGGCACUUGGAGAAGAACGGACACGAUGAUCCAUUCUGGUUCAGCGAGGCACGCUUUGGUCCACUCCGAAUCUUUGACACCCAGGAGUUGCAAGCACAGUCUGGAGGCAGCGGUGGUGACUCUGCUGCUGACCUUGAGGCUGCUCUUCGAGAGGCUACAACGAUGGCCGAUGCAGCAGAUGCUGUUUGUGUUGCACUCGUACGCAAAUUGGCUAAAGCUAUGAUGAUGGAAUUGGAGGACUUGGAUCCUAGCCGACCGGCAAACUCCUAUGGCGUUGACAGUCUUGUUGCCGUCGAGAUCCGGGCCUGGGUUUUUAAGGAGGUCAAGAGUGACGUCUCGGUCUUUGAUAUCUUGAGCAACAAGCCGCUAGCAUUGCUUGCCGGCGCGAUCGCUGCCAAGUCGACCUUAUUGUCUCCUUCAAUCAAGGACACUGAGGGCUACAUGUAG